UAUGAUAAAACGAAACUUCAGCAGAGACGGAAAUGUGUCUGAGCGAAAAGACUUCCUAAACCAGAACAGCCAACAGGAACACGCAGUACGUCCAGCAGAGAUGGUCUGUGCCUAACUGGACAGCAGGAAGAGGAUUGAGGACCCACUCGGUUCUGAAGUCACUGAAGCCUGAAGAUGAAGUGUCCACAGUGUUCUCAUGAUAUUUUGGAAAAGAAACCCAAGUUUUGCAGUGAAUGUGGCAUAAAGCUUUCUGCCACACCAUCAAACACAGAGGGUACAGGAAAUCAGCCAAAACCAUUGAUAGCAAACUCAGAGAGCAAAACUGAGGAAUCAGAGCCUGCAGAGAACAAAGAAUCCAAUAAAUCACCCAAACGACCAAAUGAUGAACAGCCCAAUCCAAAGAAAAAGGUGAGAAAGAAAAAAAGAAAGAAGAACAAAAGAAAGAAAGACGACAACAUGCCAUCAGAUCAAGAUCAAAGCCAGUCUGACCUGUCACACGUAUCUCUGGAAGACAAUCAGAGGAAGACGCAAGAAAAAGGAGGCUCCAGUGAGAGUGAAAGCUCAGACGGUGAAGUGGAAGAAACAGCCGUCUCAGUCCAAGAUGAUUUCUCCUUGGCAGAAAAGCAGCCUACUUCACUACCGGCUAAUAGCACAGCAGCCUCUUCUGAAAACAGUCAGAGUGAAAAACCUGCAUCUACAGAUGAGGGCACUACAGCGAGCCAGUCUGAGGAAACCCCAGUUAAUGUUGAAGAGAAUAAGAACGAUGCCAAUAAGUCAUCUCAGAAUGAAGCACCUGAGAAAGCAGCUGGUGAUUCUUCAGCUCAAGCUCAAAUCUCAAUGGACAAGAAAACCUCUCAGUCAGCUUCAGCUGAGGGGGAAAAGCCUGCUGAUCCAAAGGGGGGAAAGCCUGCUGAUCUUAAAGAACAAAAGGCUGCCCCAAAGGCUCAAAGAAACAAGAAGCAAUCUAAUGGGAAUCAGGAUGUGAAUUUAGAUCCAAAUGCAAAUGAAACAGAAGAAACAAAGGCAAAGGGUAAAGGUCAGGAUGGUCAGAAACAAAAAGGAAAAAGUCAGCAGAAACAAAAUCAGCAUUCAGCGCCAUCAGAGAUUAAAACCACGGGCUCCAGUGUGGACCCAGUGGAGAAAAUGGAAUAUGAGGAGCCUGGGAACAGGAAAGGCACAACUUCAGGUGGUGACAGCAAUAAAGCCAACACUCAACCAGCACCACCCCCUAAAACGCAGGUCCAAAACAACAUCACCACACGAGACAGGCUCACAAUUUACUUCCACGCAGUUCUCUCGAAAGAUUUUAAAUUUGAUCCUAAUAAAGAUCAAAUCUUCAUCAGAGCUGGAAAACCUAUUGCAGAUAGCUGGGAUAAUAAUGUAGCUGAGCUGCAUGUAACCAGGGAGCUUGGAGAGCACGGUUUUCUUGUUGAAGGAACGCUGACAACGAGCAAAACCAAAACUGUGUCUGAGUCCAUAGCGUAUAAAUAUGUUGUCUACAAGAAGGAGAACUAUGAGUAUGAGUACAUAUACAAACUGGACUCUUCACAAUACCAUACCAACAGGUGUUUGUUUGUGAAACCCCACCUCAUCACUGAAUAUGGGGACUGGCAUCAGUAUGAUGACAUCAUCUGUGCUGAGCCAUCAAAGAACAUGCUGAAGCGUAUCAAGGAGACAUUUUUGCCUGAAACGCGUACAAAUCUGAUUCAAGGAAGAGUAAUUGCUGCAAAUGUAAUGUUGGAGUCCAUAUUUGAUCUUCUAAGGAGCUGGAGUGAUACCAAUCUAAAAAGUUUUCAAAUCCAGUUAAAUCAGUUCUUCCAGGUUUAUGCAAACCCUUUUGUAUAUGAAGAGAAGCAAAAGAAAUGGUACUCCUUAAACUUUGGGGAAGAUGAUGUGAGGAAGAUCCUGAAAGAGUUCAUGCUGACACAGGUGAUCCCUCAGCUCAAGGAAGGAAAUGAGAAAGGUCUCUACAUCCAGGACCCCUUGAGAACAGCUGUGAUCAUGCUUUAUGUGUGGAAACACUAUCAAAUCAAACUUGAAAACGCUGAGCUUCACCGCCUCUGUUCUGCACUGUGUUUGCCUAAACUAGAGAAGGACAAAUUCCUUCAGUACUGGACAAAUUUUUCUCAAGAUGUCUCGGUACUCAAAAAUUUGCCAGAAAUGCUGCUGGAUCUGUUAAAAACUGUCAAAAGAGCAAACAUGCCUCGAUGGAUUAUAUUACUGCCACUCCUUCAUCUGCUGAGAGACAUAAAGCCCUUUGAAGGAAAAACCUCUGGAAACACAAAGUAUAGCUUGUCCUGGGCAGGUUUGGAAGGCAUUGACAUUAGCAGCCAGAUGUACCUAAACAGUCAAGAGAGGAAAGCACUUCUAAAUGUGAUGAAAAACAACAGUCAUUUGAUGAAGGUGGAUCCACUUUUUGUUCGGUCCUGCUUGUACCUGAUGCCACUUGAUGAACAGUUGGAGUGUAGCAUCAGCAUUAAUCCCGAACUUCUGGACAUACUUAAUGUUUUUACUAAUAAAGUUCCUCAGGAAAUAAAUGGCAGCAGUUCUCAGGUUGUCACUGAAAUUCUUGCCUACAUCCAAGAGCAUCUUAUUGAGGAAAAAUACAGCUGCUUCACACAAGCUUACAGGAAGGACUGUUUGGCAACAGCAAUGAGAUUGUUAGAAAAGGUCUGCAGAGGAGUCAAACCAGGAUCAUAUAUCCAAAACUUUCCUGAAAUCCCUUUGGCAGCGAUUAAUCUUGUUGCAUCAGUUUUAGACUUCCUUCUGUCUAACAAGCAACAGGAGACUCAAGAUGGAGAUGGAGAACAGCAAAAUGCAAAAGAUUUGGUAACCUCUCAGGGGAUGAGAAUAAUGAGAAACUGGAUGAAUCAGUCAUUCAAACAAAGUUUGUUAAGUAUGGGAUUUUCAACCUAUUACAACGCUAAAAAAGAGGAACUGGAGACAUGGAACAACAUUAUCUCCAUUAACUUUAAAGAUAAAGAAUGCACGAACAAAUGGAGGCAAACAUUUAUAAUGGACUUUGAGGGCAAGUUCAAACAGGAAUCUGCUCUCAAUCAAAUUGAAUUCUACUGCACAAACAUAGAGGAACUUAGUGCUUCCUAUCCACAUGUUGCUGCCAGUGUUGAGAAGUGUGCUCUUGAAGCUGUUACAUCUUUGUGCCAGACCAGGUCUGAAGGGAAACUGUUUGAGAGGUUUAAAAUAAACUGGAAGUUCGGGAAUCUCAUUUCUGCCAUUAUUCAAAAAUCCUGGCCAAGGGAUGGUCAAGGAAACUAUCAGGAACAGGAAGAAGUGGUCCUUCAACACCUCCUCUCCUGGACAGCAGCCAAAGACAUUUUCCAUCUAUAUGGCACAGACACAAAGCUGAUUGAGAAGCUCUCUCAAGAUGCCAGAGACCGAUUGGCCAUAGCCAUAUCAGCAUUCACAGCCAUAAGCAACCAGCUGAUACAGGGAGACAUUAGGAUCAGCCUGCUCAACAUCAUUCUGAAGAGGAAAGACGCCUUCUUAGAACUGCUGAAGAUUGACUGCCUGACUGAGAAGGAACAACACAAGGAUCUUUCAAAAAUGAGGAGGCUUUUACAAUACAGAGAAGAUGAAGUUAAAGCUGUGUACCAUGAAAAGGAGCUUGUGGAUGUUAUAUUAACAAUGAGUCACAAACUUGAGGAAUAUAUGACAGUGGACGUUUCUGAUCUGGAGGAAAAAACACAAGUCAACAUUGAGACGAUGUCCCUGGACCAUUUCAUGGAAGUUCAUUACUUUGACCAGCUGGCAACCACAUUGUCUGGUAUUGUUACCUUCUUCAGCCUGGAGGAAGAAAUCAGAGAAAUGGCAGAAUUCCUGUACACAUUUAAUGAAAGUAUUGUCUUCCGAGGGUGUUGGGAAAAAUUUGCUAUACAGAUGGCCAAGGACGGAAUGGAAGAUGACAAUACUGUAGAGCAUCAAAUAGUGGACAUCGGGGCAACACCAGAAAUGAUAUACGAUGAGAUUUACUUGCCUUGUAUUAAUGAAUACAAAGAUAUCUAUUCUUGUUUAAAAAAUGGAAGCAUAAGACUUGAAGAAGUCAACCAGCUUUUCAAAGCCUACAAGGACAAAUACGAUGAUCUCACUCAGGAACUUAACAUUAUGUGUGAACUUGAAAAAUCUACAAACAAGCAGUGGAUCCACAACAGGGUUGAACAGGUUCAGCAAUAUCACGAGCUUCAUCUCGCUGUGGCCUCUGCUCAAGUUAUCAUAAAGGUCAAAGACACACUUGGUCUGCAAGGGGACUUCAGAGUUUUGGAAACACUGACAAAUGCGAUUCAUGCAGACUUUCAGAGAGAGCCACUAAAUAGGAUUGACAAUGACUUGAUGCAGGCAAAGAUGGUGCUGGUUGACAUUACGGAGCCCCGCAGAUUGUGUUUAGAUGAGCUGGGACUUAGACAACACUUUGUGAGAUGGGUGAAGGAUGCCCUUGAGGAUAUCAAUGAGUUGAAGGUGUUUGUCGACUUGGCUUCCAUCUCUGCUGGAGAGAAUGAUAUGGAUGUGGAUCGUGUAGCUUGCUUCCAUGAUGCAGUCCUUGGUUAUUCUUCUGUGCUGUAUGAGCUUAAAGCAGACUCUGGUUUUCCUGCUUUCAAAGAAGUGCUCAAAAAGCUCUGGAGAGCUUUGGAGAAUGACAACAAUUUGCCAAAAAAACUGCGUGACAGCGCACGUCAUCUUGAGUGGUUAAAAACUGUGAAGGACAGCCACGGGUCAGUAGAGCUAUCCUCUCUCUCUUUAGCCACAGCCAUCAACAACAAAGGAAUCUACCUAAUUAAUGCACAAGGUGUAAAAAAGUUGAGUCUUGAAACUGCCCUGAAGCUGCAGAUCCCUGAGGAGCACGAUGAAGGUCGACAUAUGCGCUGCUACUCUCUUGAAGACCUAAGGGAGCUGCAAAACAAACUCAUGCUUAUGUCUGGAAAAGGGGAUCAAGGACAGAAUGAAGUUGAACAUUUUGUAGAGGUUUUUGCCAGUGUUCAAAGACUAACAGAAGCCUUCAUUGCUCUAUACACUGCUGGAAAUCCUCUGUUCAGACACUGGGAAGUGCAAAUUAAUUGCUCCUCACGUGGCUUUGAAUCUAGCAUUUUGAUGGAUUUUAAUUUGGACAGUGCACCCAAUGUCAUCGUGGAGAGCAGCACAGAUGAGCAGCUUCCUGAACUCUGUAGAAAAAUGGAGAAAUGUCUGGAAUACUGGAUGAACUUUGUACACAAACAGAGAUCCCAACAUUACUUCUUAAAUUACUACACGGCCGAGCAGAUUGUCUACCUAUGUAGCAAGCUGACGCAGCAAAAUGUAAAUAAUGUCGAGGACCAAGUUCUUAUGAUGCUCUCCUUCAUCAAGCCAAAUUGCACAUCUAAAGAUCUGAGGCAAGUUUGGCACGAGCUCCAAUAUCAAAUCAUUACAAAACCCGAAGAUCAAAACGAGGACAUUGAGUUUCAGACUUUUGUUGUAGUGUCAAGAAGUGACCUGGAAGAGUUCUCAAGUGAAUUGGAUCCUUUGCCAAGUCUUGUGGAAAAAGCAAAGGGUCUUCAGUUAUUUGAUCACAUAUGGAAUGCUUACAUGAAAGACAUGAAGAAUUUUCUUCCCAACAUUCUUGAUAUAAAAAGUCUUGGCCGACUGUUAGAAAUACUGGCCAACAAAGAUGACGAGGAUGAAGAAGAUGACAGUGAAGAAGACAUUUCUGAUGACAACAUUAGGAAUAUCAUAAACAGGCAGCUGCCUAGAGGUUUGGUCACUGGAAAGCCAAAUCUCGUUGUUUGUCCGCAUGAUGAUGCCUUGACAUCUUGCAUCUCAGUUUACAUGAGCAGCAAAGAUGAAGCUCUUCCCACCUAUGAUGAAGUCCUACUGUGCAAUCCCUCAACUCCAUAUGAACAAGUGGAGCUAUUCCUCAGGCGCUGCCUUGGCACUGGGUACAGGGGACAGAAGAUAUACUCUCUAGUAUAUGGAGAUCUCCUGAGUUACGAUGUUAGCUCUAAAGUUGAGAACUUUUUCCAGCGGAUGAAAAUGCAGAGCAGGAAAAACUACAGCCUUGUCAUCAUUUGUAGCUCAGAGAGAGAACAUGCAUACCUUCCAUCUGCCUUCAGCCAGUACAGGUUGCACAUGAUUCCCCAAGAGCCAUUAGCGGGGAUCCAGCAGUACCUCCACAAACACUACACUGUCCCAGCAGAACAGUGCAGCGCUGCAGCAGCAUUCAAAGACAGACUCUGUGUUGGUGUUGUCUCGUCUCAGAGGGCUGGUGUUGGUAAAUCUCUGUACAUCAGGAGGCUGUAUGAAAAACUUGAGCACUCAAAUAAAGAGCAGUCAAUGUUGAAAUGCAUUUGCUUGAUUGAACCUAAAGUUGAUGAGACUACCAUCCUUCAGUCUUUGCUCGACACUCCUAAAAGAAAAGAGCUCAUUAUUUUCCAUUUUGAUGUCACAUCAUCGGUCCAGAAAGGUCUCCAAGAAUUCCUCUUCAAAUUGUUGGUUCUGCGUUAUUUGAUGGACUCUGAGGGGAAAAUGUGGAGGUGCAAUGACAAACAGCUGUAUGUGAUAGAGAUUUUAGAGCCCACUGUCAAGUCAACAAGAAAUGCUACUCGGGAGGCACAAACAGCAAAUGGCACGUUUUUGGACGUGUUUCCUAAUAUUUUCUGUCGACCACCCAAAGAGGUCCUCAUGCUAGAGAUGAGAAUGCAGGAGGAUCCUAACAUUGUGAGCAGUGAUGACCCACUGAUGGAUGAUAAAGAGUUCAGGAGUGAGGCCUUUCAGCGGCCUUAUCAGUACCUGACACGGUUCUAUAACCACAUCGAUCUAGAUGUGUUUACAUAUCAGGGUGUUGAGGGGUCACAUGUACAAUGUCUUCAGAUGCUUCUCAUGUACUGUGGUGUAAUGGACCCAUCCUGGGCUGAACUUAGAAAUUUCACUUGGUUUCUUAACCUGCAACUGAGAGACUGUGAGACAUCAGUUUUUUGUGAUGCCACUUUCACUGGGGACACACUCAGUGGAUUUAAAACCUUUGUGGUGGACUUCAUGAUUCUGAUGGCCAAGGACUUUGCCACUCCAUCACUAAGCAUCUCUGACCAGAGUCCUGGCAGGUCACAAGUUAAUCUGGCUGGUGUCCGAGAUGAAGAUCUGGCUCCUUUUCUCAUCAGAAAAAGAUGGGAAACUGAACCACAUCCAUACAUCUUCUUUAAUGAUGAUCAUGUUUCCAUGACCUUUAUUGGUUUUCAUCUUCAACCCAAUGAUCAGAACUAUGUUGAUGCCAUUGAGCCCACAUCUGGAAGGGUCAUCAGACAGAACGUCAUGACCAGAGCAUUGUAUGAAGGCCUACAGCUUCAAAGAGUUCCUUUCAACAUUGACUUUGAUACCCUUCCAAGAUGGGAGAAAAUAGAGCGAAUCUGCAAUGUGCUUGGUAUCCAGUGGCCUCUUGACCCCGAUGAGACAUAUGAACUCACAACAGACAACAUAUUAAAGAUGCUAGCAAUCCAUAUGCGGUUCAGAUGUGGCAUACCUGUCAUCAUAAUGGGAGAGACAGGGUGUGGCAAAACCAGGCUGAUAAAAUUCCUUUGUGAAUUGCGAAGAACUGGAGUCGCAACUGAGAACAUGAAACUGGUCAAGGUGCAUGGAGGGACAACCUCAGAGAUGAUCUAUGCUAAAGUCAAAGAAGCAGAAGACAUUGCUUAUAUCAACAAGCAAGACUUUGGGUUUGACUCUGUGCUUUUCUUUGAUGAGGCCAAUACUACAGAGGCUAUCAGCAGUAUCAAGGAGGUCCUCUGUGACAAGACCGUGAAGGGAGAAUAUUUAACACCCAACUUAGGGUUGCAGAUCAUUGCUGCAUGCAAUCCCUACAGAAAGCACACAGAUGACAUGAUUCAAAGGUUGGAAUCUGCUGGCCUUGGGUACCGAGUUAGAGCAGAAGAGACUGAUGAAAAACUGGGGUCUAUACCUUUACGCCAGCUAGUGUAUAGAGUUCAAGCAUUGCCACCAAGCAUGAUACCUCUGGUAUGGGACUUUGGACAGUUAAAUGAUCACACAGAAAAAAUAUACAUCCAGCAGAUUGUGCAAAGAGUCACUACAACCAAAGCAAUUGAUCAAACUUACAUUCAAUGCAUCACGGAUGUUCUUUCAGCCUCACAGAAAUACAUGAGGACCAGGAAGGAUGAAUGCAGCUUUGUCAGUUUGAGAGAUGUGGAGCGCUGCAUGCAAGCUUUUGUUUGGUUCCAUGACCACCAUGAAAUGUUCUUUUCAGAGCUUCAGAAAUUUGAGAGUAGUCAAAACAAAGAAGGAAAUGAAGGACACCACAGAGAUCCUGAGGAUCGAGAUCCUGUUCUCUGGUCGCUUGUCAUGGCCAUAGGAGUGUGCUAUCAUGCCUGCCUUGAAAAUAAGGACAAAUACAGACAGAAAAUCAGCAAGCGACUACCACCAUCAUAUAAACCAGUGAGAUUAAUGCAUGACAUCUCACUCAUGCAAGAUUUACUUUUGAGUGGUGUGCCAAUGGGAGAUACUAUUGCAAGAAACAGUGCCCUCAAAGAGAACGUCUUCAUGAUGGUUCUCUGCAUUGAGCUAAGAAUCCCCCUCUUUUUAGUUGGAAAACCUGGAAGCUCAAAGUCCCUUUCUAAAACUCUAGUAGCAGAUGCCAUGCAGGGCCAAGCUGCUCAUUCUGACCUUUAUAAGAUGCUCAAACAGAUCCAUUUGGUGUCUUUCCAGUGUAGCCCUCACUCAACUCCAGAAGGCAUCAUCAACACAUUCAAGCAAUGUGGGCGGUUUCAGGAAGGGAAAAACCUGAAUGAGUACAUUUCAGUUGUGGUUCUUGAUGAAAUUGGGUUGGCAGAGGACUCUCCAAAGAUGCCGCUAAAAACUCUUCACCCAUUGCUGGAAGAGGGUUGCAUUGAUGAUGAACCACUACCACACAAAAAGGUUGGAUUCAUUGGUAUUUCCAACUGGGCACUAGACCCUGCAAAGAUGAAUAGGGGCAUUUUUGUCUCACGUGGUGACCCUGAUGAGAAAGAACUCAUUGAGAGUGCUAAAGGCAUAUGCUCGUCUGAUGUAAUGGUUUUAGAGAGAGUUCGUGAUUUCUUUAAACCAUUUGCAAGAUCCUACUUGAACAUUUGUCGGAAACAAGGGAAAGGAUUCUUUGGCCUACGUGACUAUUACAGCUUGAUAAAGAUGAUCUUUGCUGUGGCCAAAACCUCUCAACGAAAGCCCACAGCAGAGGAGAUUGUUAAGGCUGUGUUGAGAAAUUUCAGUGGCAGGGAUGAUGUAGAUGCAGUUGUUGUCUUUACCGAAAGACUUCAAAUUGCUCCAAAUCUGGAGAACAUCAACACCAUUGAGUUUGUGAAAGAAAACAUUCAAGCUGUGGGACAAGAGGAAGAGUGUCGGUACCUCCUUGUGCUAACAAAAAACUAUGCAGCCCUACAGAUCCUACAGCAAACAUUCUUUUCAGAAAGUGGUCAACCAGAAAUAAUCUUUGGAUCUAGCUUUCCAAAAGACCAAGAGUACACCCAAAUCUGUCGCAACAUCAACAGAGUGAAGAUAUGCAUGGAGACAGGUCAAACAGUUGUGCUUCUAAACUUGCAAAACCUCUAUGAAAGUCUCUAUGAUGCCCUCAAUCAGUACUAUGUAUGCUUGGGAGGACAGAAAUAUGUCGAUCUUGGAUUAGGAACCCAUCGUGUUAAGUGCAGAGUGCACAAAGACUUCCGCCUAAUUGUCAUUGAGGAAAGAGAAGUGGUCUACAAACAAUUCCCGAUACCUCUCAUCAACAGACUGGAGAAACACUACCUUGACAUCCACACUGUCCUUAAGGCUGAGCAAAAAAACAUGGUGGAAAAACUGGAGACAUGGGUGCAGCUUUUUGUUUCUCUUAUUGGUCAGCAUACUGGAGCAGCUGAGACUUACAAGUACACCCCCCCCGAUGUUUUCAUUGGCUACCACUCCGAUACCUGUGCUUCUGUGAUUCUUCAAGUGAUGGAGGAGCAGAAGGACAAUUUGGAAACUUCAGAUUCUGAGAGGGGACUGCUUGAUGAGGCGAAACUCAUACUACUCAAAUGUGCUACACCAGACUCUGUGGUGCGAUUGGACUGCACAGGCCUGCCAAAAGUGGAAAGUCAGCAUAUGGCCAAAGUGUACUUUGAGGAGCAGAGCAACAGCUGUUUAGCUGACUACAUCCAUGCUCACACAAGACAGGAGACAAGUAGCAGCACAUUCUUCACAGAGGUGACGACAUUCUCCAGACUUUUGACCGCGUUUGACAUGGAACCUCUGAAGAAAAUGUUUCACAGCGUGGAGCUUCUCUCUCUCCAACAGUUUGACACAGAGCACUCCUUCCUAAAAAAGAUAAGGAACUUCCUCACAGCUGAAAAUGGAGGCAGUUUGACUGGACCAUGCAAUCGAAUCCUCAUCAUUCAGUGUAAUUUUGAUGAACCCUCUGAGAGCACCAACCUGAUUGCGUCUGCAAAGUAUUCAUCACUAAAUGAGAUCAACAAGUUAACACAGGAGAGCACAGGAAGAAAGGUGUUUGUCUACUUUAUCACAAGGUUGCCAAGAAUGGAAGGAGGGACUUCUUACAUUGGUUUCCAUGGAGGCCCUUGGAGAUCAGUUCAUAUAGAUGACCUCAGAAGGUCAAAGGACAUUGUUUCAGACAUCAAGACCUUGCAAAACAUGAAAAUCAGUCAAAUGUUUGAAACAAAAGCAACUCAGCCUGAAGCUAUGGAGACUGAUGACAUGUACACAGAGAGUGAGCAGGAAGAGUUGGAAGAAAGCGGCUUGGAAAAUGUUGUGGACACCACAUCGUUGCUUCGGAGCUGUGUGCAGGCUGCUGUCGGCAUGCUAAGAGACCAAGCCACAUGUGGCUUCCGCAGCACUCGGAGGGUUGAGAUCCUUUUGGCUCUCCUGAGUAACAAUGAUGAAAUAAAAGAGGAAUUUCUUCAAACAGUGAAAAGGCGUCUUCACUCAUUGUUACUGAUUCAUGAUGGGAACACAUUAUCCAAGAGCGACUGGGUACUCAAAGAGGCUUCAAACAUCGAUGCCUUGCAGGAAGGAGGCACUUUCAGACACACCUUAUGGAAGCGUGUUCAGGCUGUGGUAGUCCCCAUUUUGGCACAUCUAGUUUCAGUGAUUGACCGGGACCAAAACAUGGAUCUCCUGCUUGAUAAAAACUCCUCUGAGUUGGUGAAGAGAUUGUGGUUGGAUAUCUUUAGCAAUGAAAAACUGCUGGAAAUCUCACACUUAAUGAUGGAUCCUAGCUCUGAGACAAGAACGAUCCUUGUUCAGAACUACAUUGCUCAAGACAGGAACAUGUGCUGCAGCAUGCCCUUCAGCUGGAGAAUUAAGGACUAUUUAGAGGAACUUUGCAUUUAUGCCCUACAGAAUGAAGGACACACUGAAUUAGAAUUUCUUGAGUUCUUUUGGAAAACACCGCUCGGCCGCUGCAUUGAGAAAGCCGAUUCAGAGACUCAGAUGGAGUUUUAUCAUCGCUACCUUCAAGAUUUCAUCUUUAUGUCAAUGAAUGUCACUUCUCCAGAAGAUCUGCAGCUUCUCUGUGGUGCCUUGAAUAGUUGUGUCAGUGAACUACGACUACAGCUGAAUGACACUGAGAAUGUGACAGCUCUUCCAUGGGUUCAUGCUGCUUAUCACAAGUUUAAAAACCGGCUGCAGAAUCUCUCCCGAAUGAUGUGUAUCGAACCCCAGGUGACCAACGACCUCCUUGGGAAUCCACAUGCAGGAGACAACAUUGAACUUGUCCUCGACAUUUAUGCUGCUUUUGCAUGUUUGGAGCACUUGGAGCCCAGAUUGCUGGACACUGAUGCUCAAAGACAAGGGUGGCUCAGGCAGGUGAAGAAACUUCAGGUUCCUAUUGAACUAAUCUGUUCAGAAGACAGUGUGAGGCAUUAUGGAGAGAGGAGCAAGAUGAUAGUCAACAGAGUCCAAUCCGGAUGGAAUCGCAUAUUUUCUCUCUCUUUAUUCGUGGAGCACAUGUUGCUGGAAAUAGAGGAGCUGGACAAGAAGCUCACACCUUUAGUGUUGGAGAGUAUGCGAGGGCUUGGCAAGAUUCUUGAAAAAAAUUCCGAAAUCAAAACUCAGCAGAUUUUUGAGGCAGUAAUUGGUUUGCUGAAAAACUGCAAAGAUGGAGCUGUGGAUCGCAUUUUCAGGUUCGGUCACAUGCUGUGUCCAGUUUGCAUGGGAGACCCCCAAGAUCCACUCUGCCUGCAAUGUAACCACAUCUACUGUGUAGCUUGUAUCAAACGCUGGCUGGUCCCCGGUCAGAUGUACUGUCCCCUUUGCAUGGAUCCAGUUCAAGAAAACUUCCCCUUGGUUCCCUCAAAUGAUAUCAAGAUUCUUGUCAGCCAGCAUGCCCAGUUCAGAAAGCGGUGCAACGCUUUCUUCAUAGACCUGGUGUCUACCGUGUGCUUCAAGGACAACUCUCCACCGUGUCCAACGGUCAUUCUUCAUUUGCUAUCUUUCCUAAUGGUGGAGGCCAGCCCGGUUCCUAUCCUUAGAGUCAAUCGACAAAUGCUGACAAAAGUGCUCUCUCCGUUUGAUGACUCAGUUGAUAAAAAUCCUGUUGUUCGCUCAGUGGUGCUCAAACUUCUGAUGAAGUAUAGCUUUGAUGAAGUGAAGAGAUAUUUGCAGAAGCAUCUAGCGGCUGUUGAGCAGAGCAACCUCUUGGAGGAGGCAGACAAAACUGAACUCUACUGCUUGUACAUUAACUGUCUGGAGGAUUCCAUGUUUGAGAAGCUCCAGAUCAGGUCUGCUGCAGAUCAGAAGGCGUAUUUACAAAAUGAAAGUGCUUUCCUGACUGAGUAUCUGCAAACGCACAGUCAGCAUGCUGAAAAGCCGACUGUGGAGUACCUGCAGCAGUUGGCCAGAGUGCGUAUGGACCUGGAUAUGGCUGCUAGCCUGAUUGCGGAACAAUUGAGAGCAACAGCCUCUCCCCAAGGUGGUCAAAAUGGAACCGCAGCCUUUCUGGAUAGUGUGGUGAACCUGUGCAGGCGGAGUCGGAACGACUGGUAUCGUGUCUAUUUGAUCCGCAAGAUCUGCAGCCAACAUGGAGUGGAGUUUGUCCAGAAACUUCUUAGGCGGGGUCAGAUGGGUUGGCUGUUCCCUGAAGAAGUUCAGCAGCAGAAUGAAGAGACCCCCCCAGCAGAUCACUAUCUAGUGUGUGGAGAAGAUUACAAGAAAAUCAGAGAAGCUGUUGCAAAGAUGGUUAUGGAAGGCAAAGUAGAAGGACUGGAAGAGGCCUGUGAGGGCUGCAGAUGUCUACCACAAUUGAAAGCAGUUUACCUUCUGUUAGCGCUGUACAGAGAAAUCACCACUCUGUAUAGGCAAGCUAAUGAGGUAUUCCAUCCCAAGCCGCAGCAACUUGAAGCCCUUGAAGCUUACAUCCAGAAAUCCAACAUCCUUGCCAGUGCAGAGGUGAAGACCUUUGCGCAGGCUCUGGUGACCAACAGAAUGGGGCCUCUUUCUGUUCGUCCUGGCACCUCCGGGGCCCAAAGCGUCGCAGUGGAAUUAACUGUUCAUUUAGCUGCCAUACUGUUCUGUGGAAACCAGGCGAUCUUAGCUCCACUGCAGCAGCUAGCACUGACACCUGCCAACAUGCAGGCAGCGUUUUUGCCUUCUAUGCCAGAAGAUAUGGUAGCAGCAGCUCAACAAGCUCUGGGUCCACUGCAGUGGUACUGUUGUCCAAAUGGUCAUCCCUGCACCAUCGGGGAGUGCGGCCAGCCAAUGCAAACAAGUCGCUGCGUCGACUGUGGUGCUGUAAUUGGAGGAAGUGACCAUAGGCCUGUGCAGGGAUUUCAGGUUCUUCCCUUGCAAGGUGACCGCACCCAGACAGGCCACAUCCUCGGUGAUCCAAGUCGCCGGAACAAUCCAGAUAUGCUGGACACAAAGAACAUUUCACCCGUUCCCUUUACUAUUGUUCGAAUGCUCACACACAUGGCGAUGCUGCUCGGGGCCUGUAAUCACACACAGUAUAUCUCUGCGAUCAUCAAACCUCCAGUUGCAGAGCCUGCUGCAUUCCUGCUUGCUCACCUGAGAAGAGAUAUAGAACAUCUGAUCAGGUCUCUGGGUAAGGGGACCGAUGACAUAAUCACAGCAGUUCACCUGCUAAUCAGCAGCUUGCUGGGACCCCACCAGCAGCAGAAAUGGCCAGUUCCUUAUGACAAUCAGCUUUCAAAUAAAGAGGCCAGAAACGGAUGGGAGUUGGAAAUGAGCAAUGCUGUCAUCACACCUCAGCUAAAGCACUUGGAUAGACAGCUGAAAGAAGUGAACACCUUCAUCCGGGCAGACUCACGCAUCUCUGCCAACCCAAUCAUGAAGCUAGUGUUUGGUGAUCCUCGUCUCUUAUUGGUCUCCCUGCCACAGAGGUCUCUGCUCCACUGUUCUGCCGUGUGGAGCUGCAGGGAGAAAGUGUGUGUCAUGAGCCUUACUCACAUCCUAGAGCAGAACGAGGGCAAAGACACUGUGCCUGUGCUGUGGAGAUUUCUGCACAGGGAAGCAGAGCUCCGCCUGGUGAAGUACCUCCCUGACAUCCUCACACUGCAGAAGGAUCUGGUCAAGAAGUUUCAAAACAACACUGAGCUGACUUGUGACACCAUCAGUGAAUUUCUUCACAGUCAGAAAGCUGCUUCCCUUAAAGCCUGGUAUGAGAAAUACAUCAACAUCUUCUUAACAACCUGGAACCAGCUUAGAGUGUCUCUGACAACCAAUGGUGAGAUUAAGAUCCCAAAUGAGUUCUGCCAGAACGACCUGGACUUGAACAGUGACUUCAAGGUGCUUUUACCUCAGCGACAGGGUCCAGGCCUGUGCUCCACAGCUCUUAUCAGCUACCUAAUUGUUCUGCACAAUGACCUCGUCUAUUGUGUGGACAAGCACACCGGAGAGGAGACCAGCUACAAAGUGAGCCCAGCAGAUCUCACUGAUCUGCAUGUGAUCCGUUAUGAGCUGGAGCGGGACUUAAUGCCCCUGGUUCUGUCCAAUACCCAGUACAGCAUCGAGAAGGGCCAGGAGACCCUUUAUGAAUAUGAUUUGCCCAAGAUCCAGCAGCAGAUCAUCUCCCACUUUCUGCUGGGAAAACCUCUCAUCACUGUCGAUGGCAUUCCUACACUGGUCAACAGGCAUGAUCGCAACUAUGAGAUAAUCCUCAAAGAUGUUAAAGCCAAAGUCAAGCAAGAGCCCCUGCAGACCCUCUCCCUCUUCUCCGUCGCUGGGGAGUUGCACUCCUAUAGCGAGGUGUGCGAGGCCUUGUCCACGCUGGAAGUGGUGCUCGGCUUCCUCGCCAUGACUGGGGGAGAACCCCACAUCCAGUUGUCCUGCUACCUGGAGGAGGUUCUGCAGAUGGGAGACCAGAUGGCUCAGCAUAUUGUCAAGGCUUUCAGCAUGUGUUGUCUAAAGCAUUGUGUAGCUCUGUGGCAGCUGCUGGCCUCACUUAAAUCUGAAAAUAUGCUGCGGCUCAAGAGGGACCCAUUUGCGGGAGUCUCAGAGAAGUACAAGGAGCCACUGGGUGAGGAAGAGCACAGGCUGCUAACUGCCUUCUUCUCCAAGAACAGCGCUGACACUUUCCUGUUAGAGAUGCACGAGUUCUUGGUUCUGGUCCUCAAAAAGCCAAAUGAUCCUGAUACCUACAGGCCUGAUUGGGGCUUGAAAGACACUCUGGUGUCUUACAUGGAGCGGAAAGACAUGGACAUACCCCCAGAUGUGGAGGACCACUUCCCAGAGGAACUCUGCCUGUCCCAUUAUGUUGAAGCCUGGAAGUUCAUCAUUGCCUUUAAGCAGGAGCGUGGUCAGAGACAAUGAAGACAUCAGGAACAAAAAUCCUCUGUUUGUUGCCUUCUUACCCACAUUUAUUUUUACUUGUUAAAGUAUCAGUGUUGUUUCAUUAUAUUUUUGCACAUGAAUCUAAAAGAUGUGCCUUUUUAGGAGCACUGAGUGCCAUGGAAUAAAUGUGUCAUUUAUAUUUCUGAAGAUUUGAACUUUGGGGAAUUUUCUGUUUUGUAUUUUUCUCAGUAAGGAUCAAGAAAUAUUUCUAUUGUUUAGGUGUCUUUAAUUGCACUUUAUGUCCUGACUCACAAUGAGAAUAAGAAAUGAUGUGGGGUAGAUGUAGAGAUGUAAACUGAACAGAUGUCAAACCCUUAAGUAAUGAAGAGUAAUGUCUUUCACUUGCAUUGAUUUGCUUUUACCACUAUUCAGUUUUUCCAAUGCUUUUGCAAAUGACGAUUAUCCAUUUUCAACACUGCUGUUCAACAUUCCAACUAUUAAAUCCAUUAUCGUUUUUUUCUUACAUUUUUUUCUUAGGAAAAUUAACAAAGCAAUCAUUGUUUCAUUUAUUCUGUUUGUGAUAAAUCUUCCCAAAUUUGCUGUGUCAGUGCUUUGCAUCAUUAUCUGUCAUAAUAGUAUGCCAUAAAAGGUACCUUAUAA
Girardinichthys multiradiatus is the source of this 16401-nucleotide messenger RNA. Its product is annotated as E3 ubiquitin-protein ligase rnf213-alpha-like. Gene Ontology annotation, molecular function: ATP hydrolysis activity; metal ion binding; ubiquitin-protein transferase activity. Gene Ontology annotation, cellular component: membrane; nucleolus; cytosol. The coding region runs from base 175 to 15780 and encodes 5201 amino acids. The record is from RefSeq and is a predicted model, not a curated record. The transcript has 67 exons. Gene Ontology annotation, biological process: sprouting angiogenesis; ubiquitin-dependent protein catabolic process; negative regulation of non-canonical Wnt signaling pathway. NCBI's taxonomy places the organism in Eukaryota, Metazoa, Chordata, Actinopteri, Cyprinodontiformes, Goodeidae.